Messenger RNA from Nematolebias whitei (Rio pearlfish), 1631 nucleotides. It is a transcript of the gene gss, whose product is annotated as glutathione synthetase. Gene Ontology annotation, cellular component: cytosol. NCBI's taxonomy places the organism in Eukaryota, Metazoa, Chordata, Actinopteri, Cyprinodontiformes, Rivulidae. Gene Ontology annotation, molecular function: glutathione binding; glutathione synthase activity; ATP binding. Gene Ontology annotation, biological process: glutathione biosynthetic process. The coding region runs from base 11 to 1441 and encodes 476 amino acids. The transcript has 12 exons. The record is from RefSeq and is a predicted model, not a curated record.
UGGAACCAGAAUGGCUCAGUGGAGACCGGACGAGUUGAUGACGGAUACUGCUCUGAUAAAACAACUGGCAGAUGUUGCAAAAGAUGAAGCGCUCCGGCAGGGAAUCGUAAUGAGGACCAAGGAGAACCCAAACUCAUCCGAGUUGGUGACCUAUGCUCCGUUCACGCUCUUCCCUUCACCUGUUCCUAAAGCUGCAUUUCUUCAGGCUCUUGCAGUGCAAACUCACUACAACACGUUGGUGGAUAGGGUCAGUCAAGACGCAGACUUCCUGCAAAAGGCUUUAUCCAGCACCAUCAAAGUGGAUGAUUUCACUGCAAGGUUGUUUAAGAUUCACCAACAAAUCCAGAAAGAAGGAGGGUCUCAGUCCAUUGUGUUGGGUCUCAAUCGGUCCGACUACAUGCUGGACCAGAAUGAGAAUAAGACGUCUUCUCUAAAGCAAAUAGAGAUAAACACAAUCGCUGCAAGUUUUGGAGGCCUCUCAUCACUGACACCAGGUGUACAUAGACUCAUACUGAGGAUGGCCGGCAGGCUGGAGGAGAGUCGACUCAUCCCGGACAACAACCCUGCAGCUGGUCUGGCCAGGGCCAUUGCAAAAGCCUGGGAGCUCUAUGGAUCAGAAAGAGCGGCUGUCUUGUUCUUGGUGGAGGAGGUCCAGACGAACAUUUUUGAUCAGCGCUUCAUUGAGAGCGAACUUUGGAAAAGAGACAUUCCAACACUAAGAAAACGGUUUGGUGAUGUUGCAAAAACAGGAUCCCUUGAUCAGGACAAGAGGCUAUUUGUCGAUGGCACUGAGGUCGCGGUGGUCUACUUCAGGAAUGGCUACAUGCCUCAGAACUACAUUUCUGAACAGUGCUGGGACGCUCGUCUUAUGAUGGAGCGCUCUCUGGCUGCGAAGUGUCCCGAUAUCCACACUCACCUGGUGGGAACCAAGAAGGUCCAGCAGGUUCUGGCCAAACCUGGAGUUCUGGAGAGAUUCUUCCCAGAUCAGACUCAGGUCGUGGAGCAGCUCAGGGCGACGUUCGCUGGCCUCUACACUCUGGACAUGGGACCAGAUGGUGAUCAAUCAGUAGCCAUGGCUUUGGCCGAUCCAGACCGGUUUGUUCUGAAACCUCAACGAGAAGGAGGAGGAAACAACCUGUACGGGUCAGAGCUCAUCCAGGUGCUGAACCGAGUGAAGGGAAGCUCGGAGCGAACAGCCUACGUCCUGAUGGAUAAAAUCGUUCCUCCGUCCGUACAGAACUACUUACUGCGGCGAGACGCUCCCCUGGAAAUCAGCAGCUGCGUCAGUGAACUGGGAGUGUUCGGAGUGUAUGUGAGGCGGGGGACGGAAACGUUGAUGAACGAGUGUGCGGGUCAUCUGCUGAGGACCAAGAGUUCAGAACAUUCAGACGGGGGUGUCGCAGCUGGUGUGGCCACGUUGGACAACCCUCUACUGGUUUAACAACUCAGAACCUGCAGGAACCAAACGGGUCACACCGUGACUGUUUCAGAAGGAGGUACUGGGAGUGUUGACAUCACAACCCUGGAAGUUAAAGCAUCGACACAUUUGUCAGAAAAGACGUCCCUUUUGCUUCUAAUCAUGUAAAAAGUAUUGGUGUUCGGGAUAUGCAGGUUUUAUGAGUAAUUUCAGA